Molecule: messenger RNA, 2527 nt
Organism: Fomitopsis serialis
Lineage: Eukaryota; Fungi; Basidiomycota; Agaricomycetes; Polyporales; Fomitopsidaceae
Product: Metalloprotease
Exons: 15
Coding region: 72-2363 (763 amino acids)
Biological process (GO): peptide metabolic process; proteolysis
Cellular component (GO): mitochondrial intermembrane space
Molecular function (GO): metalloendopeptidase activity
Source: RefSeq, a predicted model, not a curated record
CCUCGUUUCGCCUUACCUGGAUCUCCGCUGCUGAGCGUAGGCACUUCCGGAGCCAUAUCUGACUAGAGCGCAUGCGUGGCUCAGUGGUAGUGCAGCAGGCCCGCUGGAUCGCUGGACGCCGAAGAAGCCUUCCAUUUCCCCGCCUGAGCAGCCCUGCCAGUCUCAGUCUCUCCGCGAGGCACACGUCUUCAGGUGCUCCUUCUGUCACGAGAGCCACCUCACUGCGGGAUCUCUAUUCCCAUCGAUCCCAGUCCACGCUUGCUCCGCCGAACGCGCGACUGCUCUCGACUGCGUUCUCUCUUUCACCCGCCAGCACUACCAUGGCCGCCCUCACUCCUCCUCAGGCCGCUCCGACGUGGACUCACUCUGCCGACGAUGUUCUGCGACUCACUAAGGAAGCUAUCGAGAACGAUAAGGCCGCACUUGACAAGGUCGCUGCUCUGAAGCCCGAAGACUCCAACUUUGAAACUGUCUUCCUUCCUCUCGUCGAAGCAGAAACUGUGCUAGACGCGGUCGUGGAACCUCUGUCAUUCUACCAAAACGUUUCCUCCUCAAAGGAGCUCCGUGAUGCCUCUAACGAAGCCGAAGUUCUCGUCCGCAACUACGGAGUCGACGCCUCCAUGCGACUGGAUGUCUUCCAGGCCAAGCUUGCCGCCGAGAAGAAUAUCAUAGCGAGCGGUCAGAACCUCGACGCAGAGGAGCAGCGCUUGGUGGACAAGAUGAUCCUGGACGGGAAGCGCGCCGGGCUUGCAUUGCCCGAGGCGCAGCGCGACGAGCUGAUGAAGCUCAAGAAGGAACUGAGUCAGGCGUCUCUGGAGUUCAGCAAAAACUACAAUGAGGAGAACAAUACGGUUACGUUCACCUUGGAAGAGCUGAAAGGCGUGCCUUCGGAUGUCAUCUCCGGGUUCACAAAACGCGAGGACGGAGGAAAGGAAGUAUACGCUGUCACGAUGAAGACUCCAGACAUAUUCCCCAUCUUCAGGAUGGCCGAGAACCCAGAGACACGUAGACGAGCCUCAGAAGCCUACGAUCGCAGGCUGGAAAUCAACGCGCCCAUCUUGGACAAGAUGCUCGGUCUGCGCCGCAAGAUCUCUGGCCUCCUCGGCUACCCGACCUGGGCGGACUACGUCACGGAAGUCAAGAUGGCGAAGAACGCAAAGACCGUCGUCGAGUUCCUGGACGAUCUGGAACAGAAGCUCCGCCCCAUCAGCGCACACGAGCGCACGACGCUGCUCGCGCUCAAGCAGGAGGAGCACGCUGCGAAGGGCUACCCCUUCGACGGCGAGCUUUACAUGCACGACUUUUGGUACUACCAGCGUCGCCUCCUUGAGCGCGACCUCGAGCUCGACGACCAGAAGGUGAAGGAGCACUUCCCCGUGACCAAGGUCGUCCCCGCCAUCCUAGAGAUCUACCAGAAGCUUCUGGGCGUGCAGUUCGUGGAGGUGAAGAACGAGAAGCUGUGGCACCCAGACGUGCAGCAAUUUGCCGUAUGGGAGAACGGUGCCAAGGAUGAGUCUGGCUUCGUCGGCUACUGCUAUCUCGACCUGUUCCCGCGAGACUCGAAGUACUCGCAUGCCGCAGUCUGGCCGCUCCUUUCUGGCCACACACGGCGCGACGGCACACGCUCCUACCCCCUCGCCGCGAUGGUCGCGAACCUCGCGAAGCCAACGCCAACGGCGCCCGCGCUGAUGCAGCAUACCGACGUCGUAACGUUCUUCCAUGAGAUGGGCCACGUCUUCCAUGGGUUGCUAAGCAAGACGCGGUUUGCGAGGUUCCACGGCACUGCGGUUGCGAGGGACUUCGUCGAGGCGCCUUCUCAAAUGUUGGAAAACUGGUGCUUCGAACCCGAAGUGCUCGAGAAGAUGUCCAGCCAUUACGAGACGAAGAAGCCGCUCCCGCGCGACCUCAUCGACAAGAUCAUCAAGAGUCGCUACGUGAACGUCGGUCUCUAUUACCUCCGCCAAGUCUUCUUCGCGAAAUUCGACAUCAAGGUGCACACGGACAAGGAGCGCACCGACUACACCGCGCUGUGGAACGACCUCCGCGAGGCGACCACCACGCUCAAGUUCAAGCAGCGCGCCGCGGGCCAAGGCUCGUUCAACCACAUCGCGGGCGGAUACGACGCGGGCUACUACGGCUACACGUACUCGCUCGUCUUCGCGGCCGACAUGUACGCCACCGUCUUCAAGCCGGACCCGCUCGACCCCGCCCGCGGCGCCAAGUACCGCGAGGCGAUCCUCCGGCCAGGCGGCAGCAGGGAAGAGGACGACUCGCUCAAGGAGUUCCUCGGGCGGCCGCCGAACUCAGAGGCGUUCGUGCGCGAGCUGUUCGGGCACACGGCGUCGGUCGGGUCCAACCUCUAGCCUCCCUCGCACUAGAACUAGCACGGACUGUCUGUCACCCACGCUUUCGAUCAACUCACUCUGCAUCGCACGGCCGCAUGUCUUCUGCUCGCACACUCAAUACACACACUAUUCACGCCGAAUCCGCUCACGAGGUCGUCAACGUGACGGACCAUCUCGGACCA